CAUGGGCCUCACAAUCCCACGCUAUUCGAUCGGGGUCGAGAUGGGUCUUCGGGUCUUCUUCGGGGAAAUCAAACCGAAAAUUCUCACCGCUGCUCACACUCUAUCGGCGCUUCCGAUCACUCAAUGCAGAGUGAAGUGACGCUACAGUAUGAUAUAUCUUCUACCUCCCCGUCCAUAUCUAUUCAAGACAGGCACCAUGGGGGUCCAAUGUAUCUUCGAAGAUUUCUCUCUCGAAGGAUGCCCUCGGGCGGUCUACAGAAUUAUCAUAUUGAGAGUUACCCACACUUUAAAAAAUCCUCCCAAGGCUUGGUACGGACCCACAUCUCAAACUUUAGACGUUCGCACUUUCCUAUACGGUUUAGAUCUCCUUUUCCAAGUUCUUACUGGCAUUGAGCGGCCUGCUCAUGAGAUCUGGAAUACCAGUAGGACAACUGGAUACUUGUCACACAACCCCGGUGCGACGUCAUCACAAAGAAGAUUUUUUUGCAGGCUCUCUCCUGACACCUUUGUGCGUUCAAAAUCUGUUUCACUUUACUGUGGAUCGUUGGAGAGGUCGAUCAUAACGUCCAGAAUCGGGAUGUUUCGGGCGUUAGGACACAACUGGAACCUUGUGACUAAACAUUUUCUUGCUCGAGAGAGCUUAGGAGGAGAGUCCUCCGUAGAAUUAUGCCUCGUAUAAAAUUCUUAUCCUACUCCGAAUCACCUAUCAAGGGCAUGGGGGUCAGUACCGGACCCCAACGAUCGGCUCAGUUGCCGUUCCAUCGAAAGUUCCAUGAAGAAUCUCUUAGAACAUUAUAAUGGACCUUUCUUCCGUCCUUCACGUUGAAGCGACCUCCCUCAAUAUCCUCUAGAUAUAUCAAUCGGGCUUCCACGAGAAUCGACGAUUACUCGUAACCCUCCUAAGCCCCGUAAGAAGCAAUCACUCCGUGGCUGCAUCGAUCUAGCUACGUAGAAUCCUGUCCAGUGUUCUACAUCAGGCACCCAAGCAUAGUAAUGCAUAAGCUAAGAAACUCUCGUAUCAGGACACGACCGUGGUUUGCAUAUGUUCUAUAUGUCAUAUGACCCUGAUCCGUAUUCUGGAAUGUGCUCCUGGGCCUGUUCGCUUAGUCUACUUGGGCUCACCUCAUCAGUCGGGUCGGUGUGUUCUAGACCUUGCUGUUUAUCAGCGUGCAUCCGACCUUUCCAUCAUUAUACGAGAGGUGGAUCAUGUCCGUAGAUUGCCUUUCAGGUGUAGUCCGGCAAACUUGCCCUCGCGUAAGAGUUUCUG
Molecule: messenger RNA, 1267 nt
Organism: Aspergillus pseudotamarii
Lineage: Eukaryota; Fungi; Ascomycota; Eurotiomycetes; Eurotiales; Aspergillaceae
Exons: 3
Coding region: 149-679 (176 amino acids)
Source: RefSeq, a predicted model, not a curated record